Molecule: messenger RNA, 4727 nt
Organism: Bicyclus anynana (squinting bush brown)
Lineage: Eukaryota; Metazoa; Arthropoda; Insecta; Lepidoptera; Nymphalidae
Gene: DNApol-alpha180
Product: DNA polymerase alpha catalytic subunit
Exons: 11
Coding region: 155-4654 (1499 amino acids)
Biological process (GO): leading strand elongation; DNA replication; mitotic DNA replication initiation
Cellular component (GO): alpha DNA polymerase:primase complex
Molecular function (GO): pyrimidine nucleotide binding; chromatin binding; purine nucleotide binding
Source: RefSeq, a predicted model, not a curated record
UACACUGCAUUCGAUUUCGCGCCAUUAAAAAUGUCAUUCGUUUUGUUGUCAAAAAUCAAAACAUUAACUUCAUUUCUGGAAUGAUUUCGUUUUAAUUUGUGAAUGUGUUUUUAUUUAUGUUUAUUUUAAUUUUAAAGCAAUAUUAUUGUAAAUCAUGGCGGACUCUAUAGCGAAUUCCAGAUCUAAACGGCAGAAAGUGGAUAAACAUGGCCGUAUGUCGGCUUUCGAGAGGUUGAAACAACUAAAAGGGAAAGGAUCAAAACAUAAAUAUGACGUGGAUGAAAUGGAUAAUGUGUAUGAUACGGUGGACGAAUCUGAGUACAGUGAACGUGUGUUACAGAGGCAGGAAGAUGACUGGAUUGAAGAUGAUGGAACUGGCUAUGUGGAGGAUGGCAGAGAGAUAUUUGAUGAUGACGAGAUUGAUGACUCCUAUGUAGCAACAGAUAAAAAGGAAUCUGGUCGAGGGCAAAAGAGGAAAGCCAGAGUUGCACCACUGGGUCCCACUGGAAAAGGCAAUAUCAGGAACCUUUUAGGUUCCAUGCCAACCAAGAAGAAAGAGGAUGUAAAAAUAUCAGAGGAUAACAUUUUGUCAGACAUAAUGUCAGAUUUGGAUGGCAAUGCCCCCUCUUUGGUCAAGCCAAAGCCUGUGGUUCCUACAAAAGCCAAUAUUAUUGAAUCAAGCAAAAGAGAUGCUCAGAAUUACUUCAAAGGCCUUUCAUUGACAGUGAAAAAACCAACUCCAGUUGUAAAAGUUGAAGAAACUUCAGAAGAGCAUAAAAAUGCUUCUAUGGAGAAAAAUAAUGUAGAAAAGCAAUCCAAUGGUCAUACAGUAUUAAAAAAACCAGAAUGGAAAAUAGAUAAAGAAAUUAAAAGAGAACUUGAAGACUCUGCCACUCAGAACAUAGAAGAAUUUUCCACACAAGACAUAGAUUUUGGUGAUGACUUUAGCAAUGAUGCAGUUUUGUGUGAUAUUAAAGUAAAAGAAGAAACACCAAGUGUCUCCAAUACAAAGAAAGAACUUACUCCAAAUAUAUCUACACCUAAUACAAUAACAGAUGUCGCUGAAGAGUUUUUGAAUGAGGACUUUGACAUAUUUCCUGCAAAGAAUAUAAAGACUGAACUAAAACCAUUAACCAGUAACUGGGCAGAACAAAGUGAUAACCAAGUAGUGGCUACAGUCCAGACUGAUGGAGAGUUGCCAUUACAAAACAACAAAGAAGGAGAGAAGAUUUUAAAGUUCUACUGGUUGGACGCAUGGGAAGACAGAUAUGUGAAGCCUGGUGUAGUGUACUUGUUUGGUAAAGUGUAUGUGAAACCUUCCAACAAGAAGGCCGGCUGUGCAUCUUGCUGUUUGGUUGUCAAGAAUGUUAAUAGGCAACUGUUCCUGCUACCUAGAGAAUAUAAACUGGACCCAAUAACCCUAGAACCAACUGACCAAGAGGUGACAAUGAUGGACGUGUACCAGGAAUUCAAUACUGCAGUGGCCAGUGAGCUCGGGCUGAAGGAGUUCAAAUCGCGAAAGGUUACGAAGAACUACUGCUUCAACCUGCCCGACAUACCCGCUCAGUGUGAUUACUUGGAAGUCAGAUAUUCUGCUACAUUGCCUCCGCCGCCAACCAACAAAACCUACUUAACAUUCUCACACGCGUUUGGCGCGAACACUUCGUCCUUAGAAACAUUCCUACUAGAGAGAAAAAUCAAAGGCCCGUGUUGGCUGGAAGUGAAGCAAGUAGAGAAUGUUCUGGCCAAAGUGUCGUGGUGCAAGUUGGAGGCCGCCUGCGACAAAAUAGAGAACAUAAAUGUUAUCAGGAAUGAUAGUGAUUUGGAGCCACCUCCGAUAGUGAUUGCAGCUCUGAAUAUGAGGACAACCACAGAUCCUAAAACAAACAAGACAAAGAUAUUGAUGCUCAGUUGUCUGGCGCAUAACUCCUUCCCUAUACACAAGCCUCCGCCGAAUCCGCCUUUCAAUCAACAUUUUUGUGUGAUGACGAAAUGCAAUGAUAUUUGGCCACUCGACCUAAAACAACACUUACCUCAGUACAAAGCUACUAAAUUGACCAAAUGUGACACAGAACGAGAACUUCUAAACUACUUCAUGGUACAGUUCUGGAAGCUAGAUCCAGACUUAGUAGUUGGUCACGACUUACAAGGGUUCCUACAGGACUUGCUCAUAGGAAAUAUACUAGACUUACGCAUACCGAAUUGGUCAAGACUUGGUCGCCUAAAAAGAUCUGUGGCUCCUCAAAAAAAGUUUGCAGCAAGAGAUGCGUUUUUGGGCAGACUAGUUUGCGAUAUCAAAGUAUCCGCAAUGGAGCUUAUUAGGGCUAGAAGCUUCGAUCUUGAUACCUUGAGUGUAAAUGUUUUGAAGAUGAAAGAAGGCGAGCGGGUCGACGUUGCUCUUGAAGACAUACCGCGCUAUUACGAAAGCAGUAAUGACCUUUUACAACUUGUUACACUGAGCAUGCAAGACGCGUCGUAUAUACUCAAAAUCAUGUGCGAACUGAACGUAAUUCCUUUAGCUCUACAAAUUACUCAGAUCGCUGGAAACGUGAUGUCUCGAACAUUAAUGGGUGGUAGAUCAGAGAGAAAUGAGUUUCUACUCCUUCAUGCUUUCACUGAGAAACAGUAUAUUGUACCUGAUAAGGUCUAUGGAAAGAAAGCGACAGGCGAUGACGCGGAUGUGGAAGAUAAUGACGGAUCUAAUAAUGUCUCUAAAAAACAAGGAAAGAAGAAAGCAGCUUAUUCUGGAGGUCUCGUACUGGACCCCAAGAAAGGUUUCUACGAUAAGCUCAUUCUCCUCAUGGACUUCAAUUCCUUGUAUCCCAGUAUUAUCCAAGAGUAUAACAUUUGUUUUACGACCAUCAAGAGAAGGAAUGGCGCCGUAUCCGACGAUGACAUCAAUAAUCUGGUUUUGCCUAGUUCUAAUACAGAUUUUGGUGUUCUGCCGACGCAGAUCCGAAAGCUUGUGGAAAGUAGACGAGAAGUUAAAAAGUUAAUGAAGUCACCAGAUUUACCAUCAGAACAAUACAUGCAGUAUAACAUCAGGCAAAUGGCUCUAAAACUCACGGCCAAUUCAAUGUACGGUUGUUUAGGUUUCACACAUUCGAGGUUUUAUGCAAAACCACUAGCAGCGCUGGUGACGUUGAAAGGCAGAGAAAUUCUGAUGGACACAAAAGAAAUUGUUCAGAAAUUAAAUUACGAAGUCGUAUAUGGCGAUACAGACAGUUUGAUGAUAAAUACGAACUGUCUAGACUACGACUACGUGUUCAAGAUCGGGAAUGAUCUUAAAAGAGAGAUCAACAAAAAGUACAAACAAAUAGAAUUGGAUAUCGAUGGGGUUUUCAAAUAUCUGCUCCUUUUGAAGAAAAAGAAAUAUGCGGCUGUGGUGAUAAGCAGGAAUAAAAAUGGAGAGUUCGUUUUUAUUCAAGAACACAAGGGUUUGGAUAUAGUGAGACGUGACUGGUCGCAAUUAGCCGCUGAAUCGGGGAAAUUUAUUUUAAGCCAAAUUCUCUCUGAACAGUCAGCCGACGAAAGACUAGAAAGUAUUCAGAAUCAUUUGAGCAAACUGAAAGAAGAUUUAGUCAGCAGUAAAAUACCGCUAUCAUUAUUAACAAUUACAAAACAGCUUACUAAAAACCCCAACGAAUAUGCUGACAAAAGUGCCCAACCUCACGUCCAAGUAGCAUUAAGACUAAACAGCAAAAAUAGCAGGCGGUUCAAGAAAGGCGAUAUAGUGCCUUACAUAAUUUGCGAGGACGGAACAGCCAAUUCUGCAACACAAAGAGCUUAUCACGUCGAGGAGUUAAAGAAUUCCGAAAACCUCAAAGUUGAUUACAGAUACUAUUUAGCUCAUCAGCUACAUCCAGUUAUAUCUCGUAUCUGUGAGCCAAUCGAAGGCAUGGACCCCGCGCGUGUCGCCGACUGCCUGGGCUUAGACCCCUCUGGCUACCGUCAAAUGAUUAAAAAAGAAAACACUAAUACUGAUCAAUACGAAGUAGAAAACGAUCAGGAAAAAUACAGACACUGCAAAGACUUCACGUUCGUUUGCGUGAACGAAGGGUGUAAAAAAGAAAACAGAAUACGCGAGACUUUUGUGAAGUUGGACAAAGAGACUGUCUCGUUUUUAGAGCGAUGUCAGAAUGAAAAGUGUCCUGUGAAGCCAAUAGACUAUUUGGCGUGUAUACAAAACCAGUUAACUUUGCAAAUGCGUCAGUACCACAACCUUUACUACGCAGGCUGGAUAUCUUGCGAGGACCCUGCUUGUGGUUACCGCACGGUGCGUUUGCCGCAAACAUUUGCGGGUGGCUACCCACUUUGUAGACAAUGCGAGAAAGGGGUCAUGUUCAGAGAAUACACUGAGAAGGAUGUAUAUCUCCAAAUAAACUUCUUCCUAUUUUUAUUUGAUCUUAACAAAAAUAAUGCCUCAAAAACAAAAGUUGCCCUACAAGUAGUCGCUGCCUAUCAGGUUCUCAAAGAAAUGGUAGAGGAUGUUUUAGCACAUUCAGCGUACUCCAUAAUUAAUUUAUCUAAGUUAUUUAGAUUCUUUUCAUUGGAUAAAAAAAAUGGAGAAAAAGUUGAACCGGAGCCCAUUGAAAUAGAUAUUCUGCCAGAAAAUGAACACAUUGAUGCCUUGAUGGAGAUGGGACCAUAUUAAAAUUAUUUGUAAUUUGUAAAUAAGCUGUUGUUAAUUUGUAAUUGUAAAUAAUUAAAUAAAUAUUUAGUAUCAA